This is a messenger RNA of Chroicocephalus ridibundus (black-headed gull), 1439 nucleotides long. RefSeq names its product myosin heavy chain, embryonic smooth muscle isoform-like. The record is from RefSeq and is a predicted model, not a curated record. Bases 1 to 1386 code for a protein of 461 amino acids. Lineage: Eukaryota; Metazoa; Chordata; Aves; Charadriiformes; Laridae. Gene Ontology annotation, cellular component: myosin complex. The transcript has 10 exons.
AUGGUGGACGAGGGGGACAAGGGACAAUGUGGCCCCCCCAGGCUGGUGCAGGCAGAGCAUCGGCGGGAGCUGGAGGAGGAGCUCCGGGACCUCAGCAACCAGGUGGCAGCGCUGGGGCGGAGCCUGGCACAGGAAAGGGGGCGGAGCCUGGCGGCGGGCGGGGCCCUGCGGGCGCUGGAGAUUGCGGUGGGCGGAGCCCGGGCCCGGGUGGGCGGAGCCUGUCGGGCACGUGACCGGGCCUGCGAACGCCUACGGCAGCAACAGGAGGCGGGGCAGCUGCUGUGGGCGGAGCUGGAGGCCGCCCGCGCAGCCCGGGUGGGGGCGGAGCUUCGGGCGCAGGAGGCGGAGUCUCGGCGCCGCGUCCGGGAGGCGGAGCUGGAGAGGCUGCGGCAGGCAGUGGCGGCGGCCCAGCAUGCCCAGCGGCGGGCGGAGCGGGAGCGCGAUGACGUCGCCGCCCACGUGCCCCGCCCAGCCAGCCCCACCCCCUAUAGCGCCUAUGGGUGCAGGGGGGGCCAGGACCCCGGGGUGCUGCAGGCGGCGCUGGCGGAGCUGCGGGGGCACAACCGGGCGCUGCAGCAGCGCCUGCACCAGAGGCAGGCCCAGGCGGAGGAGCUGCAGCGCGCGCUGGCGGCGGCGGGGGCGCGGGCGCAGGAGGCGGCGGGGGCCCGGGCCCGGCUGGAGCGGGAGCAGCGGGCGCUGCGGGGGCGGCUGCAGCACCCAUGGGUACCCCCCGGCCCCUCCGAGGCCGCGCUGCGCGCCCGCUGCCACCACCUCCAGGAGCUCCUGCAGCGCGAGGCCGGGGCGCGGGCGGCGCUGAGGCGGGCGGCGCGGGCGGCCGGGCGGCGGCUGCGGGUGCUGCUGGCGGAGGCGGAGGAGCAGCGGCUGCGGGGGGAGCGCUACCGCCUGCAGGCGCAGGCCAGCGAGGCAGCGGGACGGGCGCUGGGGGAGCAGGUGGCCGCGGUGGCUGCGGGGACGGCCCGUGCCCAGGCCCAGGGCCACCACCUGCGCCAGGUGCUGGAGGACCUCGGGGACGGGGCCGCGGCCACCGCGCGCCAUGUGGCCACCCUACGGGCGCGCCUCAGGUGUGACCCGCUGACGCUGUCCCGCACGGUGCGCCGCAUGCUGCGGGCGGAGGACGAGGACAGCGAGGACAGCGGGGACAGCGGGGACAGCGGGGACAGCGGGUCCCCACCCUGGGCCCUCAGGGAGCCCCUCGAAACCGCCCCCAAGGAGCCCCUCCCAAAGGUUGCUGGGCCUCGGGGGGGCCUGGAAACUGCCUCUGCCCUUGGGGGGACCCUCGAAACUGCCCCCAGCCCGGGGGGGACCCUCGAAACCUUCUCCAGCCCAGGGGGGGCCCUUGAAACUACCCCUGGGGACCAGCCCUGAAAGGGCCUUUGAGCCCAAGGAACCCCUAAAAACUGCCCCCCAGGGACCCCACC